GAGGAAAGACCGGUCUACCGAGGUUUACGGUUCGGCGACGUCGGUUCGAAAUAAGUCACCAAACAUCGGCCGAUCGCUCAAGUUGUGCUUCGGACGAUACUUCAUAGUAGUGAAUUCGCAGUUUUGCCGAUAUACACAAAUAACGAUUAUUGCGGUUUGAUCGCGAACGCAGUGUCUGUUCGUCAACGAGGUACCAAGGAUCACCAAAGUCAAGGAUGCAGUACUUGGGAUGGCUUGUCACGGUUCUGGGACUGCUGGAUUUGGGCGUCGCGACGCCCAACGGAUGGCGGGAAAAGCGUCAGAACGGUGUAAACUCGGCGGUCGAGAAUUGCCGGAGGAUUUUCAACGCCGCGUGCGACUCGUUGAACAUUCCGUCUACGUCGACGCCGCCUCCCCUGAACACGGCGUUGCCUAAAGUCCAGGUAUCGGACUGUCAAUGCGUGUUGUACAACCUCUGCUCGAGCGAGAGCGUCUCCAAUUCGGACGGAUCGUUCGUGAUCGACAAAAGGCUCGGCGAGACCUGCUCAGGCACCCUGGACGUCUGCUGCCCGAAGUCGUCUAUCCUGAAUCGCCCGAUUGACAGAGCGACGCAGGCGCCGACGAUGAUGACGACGCCGACGCCGCGUCCGACGGCGACGCAGAAGCCGUUACCGACGCCGGGGCCACUGCAGCCCAACGUCCCGGUAAGGUCGGGCUGCGGAUACCGCAAUCCCCAGGGAGUCACCGUCAGGAUAACCGGUAGCGACAACGAGGCCCAGUUUGCCGAGUUCCCCUGGAUGGUAGCCGUCCUCACCAAACCGCCUCCAGGCACCGAACAGAGCGGCUACAUCUGCGGCGGCUCGUUGAUCCACCCCCGGGCUGUCCUGACCGCCGCCCACACAAUCGAGGGGAAGAGCGCCGAGGAACUGGUGGUCAGAGCCGGAGAUUGGGACUCGCUGAGCCGAACCGAGCCAAUUCCGCACCAGCAGCUGGAGGUGGAGGCUGUCAUUCUCCACGAGAACUUCAACACCGAUAAUCUUCACAACGACUUUGCGGUUCUGAUCCUCAAGACGCCGUUCGUCAUCACGCCGAGUGUAAACACGGUCUGCCUGCCUCGGGAGAACGACGUCUUUGAAGCUGUCAGGUGCACGGCCACUGGAUGGGGCAAAAACACCUUCGAAGCAGUGGGCCGAUUCCAGGCUGUUCUUAAGAAAAUCGAGCUUCCCGUGGUACCGCACACACCUUGUCAAACUAACUUGCGACGCACCAGACUUGGAAACGCUUUCAUUCUCGAUCAGAGUUUCAUAUGUGCCGGCGGAGAGGCUGGACAGGACACUUGCACGGGUGACGGUGGCAGUCCGUUGGUCUGCCCUUCGAAGAAUGCUCAGGACCGAUACGUUCAGGCUGGUAUCGUGGCCUGGGGAAUCGGUUGCGGUGCCGAUCGAACACCUGGCGUCUACGCUAGCGUAAGUAAGGCUCGUCGAUGGAUCGACGGCAAAAUGGCUCAGUACAACCUUGACACGUCUUCGUACCUGGCGUGAUGAUCGUCAAACAGAAGACAUUUCUGCAGACUGCUAUAAACCGUGCUGGCGAUGGAGGGAAACUUUUUUCUGAAUGUAUUUGCUUUUUUAUUUUCACAUCUUUCGUGAAUAGCGACAAGUGUAAACUCGUUUACUCUACACAUGACCAAGAUACAGUGUGUUCUGUGUGCGAAUGAAAUAACAACUAUUUACAUAAUCA
Neodiprion virginianus is the source of this 1719-nucleotide messenger RNA. RefSeq names its product phenoloxidase-activating factor 2-like. NCBI's taxonomy places the organism in Eukaryota, Metazoa, Arthropoda, Insecta, Hymenoptera, Diprionidae. Gene Ontology annotation, molecular function: serine-type endopeptidase activity. Bases 216 to 1520 code for a protein of 434 amino acids. The record is from RefSeq and is a predicted model, not a curated record. The transcript is spliced from 6 exons. Gene Ontology annotation, biological process: proteolysis.